Messenger RNA from Dreissena polymorpha, 3022 nucleotides. RefSeq names its product band 7 protein AGAP004871-like. Lineage: Eukaryota; Metazoa; Mollusca; Bivalvia; Myida; Dreissenidae. The transcript has 9 exons. Bases 599 to 1519 code for a protein of 306 amino acids. Gene Ontology annotation, cellular component: plasma membrane. The record is from RefSeq and is a predicted model, not a curated record.
AAAGUAAACAUUGGAUGAAUUUUGAGCAUUUUAUUCAUGAUUGUUAUGUUAGUGGCACGUCAGUGGGAACAAAAGAGUGAUAGGAACUGCGGGAUUUUACUCGGCAAAUAUCAUGGCAUUGUGAUGUAUGAAGACUGAUGAACAAUUGUGCUUCACUACAACCGUUAGAGAAGACAUGUUGGAAAAGAGAGUCAUAAGUUAGACGGAGGACUCUUCGUUGAAUGAUAGUGACUAAAUGACGUCUUCUUUGGACUUCUUGUUGUAUGAUACUGACUAAGUACCGUCUUCUGUGGACGUCUUGUUGUAUGAUAGUGACUAAAUAACGUCUUCUUUUGGACUUCUUGUUGUGUGAUACAAACUAAAUAGCGUUCUCUGUGGACUUCUUGCUGUAUGAUAGUAACUAAAUAACGUCUUCUGUGGAGUCCUCGCUGUAUGAUUUUGAAUAAAUAACGCCUUCUCUGGACUCGUCGUUGUAUGAUACUGACUAAAUAACGUCUUCUGUGGUUACAUCGUUGUAUGAUACUGACUUAAAACAUUGUUUGUGCAAUUUCGAAACUUUCACUAAAGUUCAACGAAGACUCCGUAGAACCUUUUUUACAUGGCAACACAAGGGCAUCAUUUCCAAGCCUUAGAGAUGUCAGAGGACAACGGGGACGCGCGGAAAAGGGGUCAGGACCCUAAUGACCCCGGCCCUGGAUACACCACAGGGCGCAGCAGCAGCGACGACAGCGGCAGUCUCGGUUGCUGUGGUUACGUGUUGUGGUUCCUCUCCCUGUUGAUCAUCAUCGUUACACUGCCAUUCUCGCUGUGCCUUUGCAUCAAGGUGGUUCAGGAGUACGAACGCGCAGUUAUCUUCAGGUUAGGGCGUCUUCUUUCAGGAGGCGCCAAGGGACCAGGUCUAUUUUUCAUCGUCCCAUGCAUAGACUCGUACACGAAGGUUGAUCUGCGGACAGUCUCUUUUGAUGUCCCUCCGCAGGAAGUGCUGACCAAGGACUCCGUAACGGUGGCAGUGGACGCUGUGGUCUACUACCGCGUACACAACGCCACCACCUCCAUCACAAACGUCGAGGACGCUAACCGGUCGACGCGCCUCCUGGCGGCAACCACGCUACGCAAAGUGCUGGGAACAAAGGACCUCAGCGAGAUCCUGGCGGACCGGGAGGCCAUAAGCCAUCAGAUGCAGACGUCCCUUGACGAAGCCACGGGCCCCUGGGGUGUGAAGGUGGAGCGGGUGGAAGUGAAGGACGUGCGGCUGCCAGUUCAGCUACAGCGCGCUAUGGCUGCGGAGGCGGAGGCCGCUCGUGAGGCUCGAGCCAAGGUGAUAGCAGCGGAGGGCGAACAGAAGGCGUCGCGGGCACUCAAGGAGGCUGCUGACGUCAUAGCACAGUCCCCGGUCGCCAUUCAGCUGCGUUACCUGCAGACGCUGAACACGAUAUCGGCGGAGAAGAACUCCACCAUCAUAUUUCCGCUUCCUAUCGACUUCAUGCAGUCCUUUAUCAAUAGAAACAAUAGUAAAUAGACUGCGAUUUCGAUAACGCGAGUGAGCAUUUAUCAUUGAAUAAGUUGCGUUCUAGUAAAACUUGACAUAACCCAUGUGAAGUCCACACAGGCUAAUCUGAGGCGACACUUUCCGCUUUUACGAUAUUUCCGCUCAAAGGAAGUUUCUUAUUAGCAUGCAUUAGCGUAUGAUGCAUUAAGACCAGUUUUCCCAGAACGCGGCUCGAACAACCUGCGGGCAUUCAUUGAAAACUAGUCCUUGCUGGUCGAAUUCGAUACAUCAUAAAACAGCGAGAAGCUUAGAGCUUAUAAAACCUCUUGCUUGCCACAGACAUUAUUCAUUUUCAUGAACUAGGGAAACUUCAUCCAACAGUAAGCGUAUGGAAUACAUGGGACACAGCAACGUAUUCAAAGAACGAUCUUUUGUCAUUUCUCCAUAAUGAAUAUCUUCUCAUUUCCAUAAGGCGCCUUUAACAUGGCAUUGGUUUCUACUCGAGCGCUUCAUGCAAUCAAACGCCUCUCUAUACCGCCUCUCUAUACCGCAUACUAAGAGUAUCAUCUCAGUUCCAUAGAGUCGUCUGCUACAUCGGGUCGGUUUUCUUCUUGAAAACUUCAUGCGAUUAAAGGUCAUCCAUACCAUAUCACUUCUCAUCAUCCCGUUGCAUGAGGUCGCCUAAAAAUGUGAUUGGUUUUUUAGAGGAAUUCUCAAUGUCAUUAAAGGCCUUUUUCAUACCGCAUCUUAUAUUAGUUCCAUGAAGUCAACAUGGGAUCGAUUUCACCUGGAAUGCUUGCUGCCAUUAUUGCAGUUACGAUAUUCAUACAGUGGGUUCAUACUCUUAUGUGUGAAUUUUAUAAAUCGCAAACAAAUGAAACUUGAGAGACAUAAUUGAUAACUUUAUAUUCAUUGUUGUAUAGUCAUGUUCAAUUGUGUGAUUUUUUUAAACUGUACUUUCAUGGACAUAAGUUUCGAUCAAUUUAGGUAGUAUUAAAUCCAAUCUCAAUGUAGUUAAAACUCCGAAUCUAUAACUAUUUUUUUACAGAACGAGAUGAUUUAUGUACUAUUAAUUAUUGAAAUGGUACUUUAUUGUCUAACAAUAAUUGGAUAUUGAUGUAUUUCUUUAAAGUUAUUGCUGUUCAUUCGACCGUUUAAAAAGUGACGUGUGGUGGAUAUAUUUUGUACAGCGCUUGCCUCGUUUCGGCUUUUUACUGUACCGUAUAUCGUCUAUACAAGUAAUGGUAACUUUAAAUGUGCUCAUUUUCAGUGAUUAUAAUACAUGUGUGUUCAGAUAUAUAAAAAUGUUUUUAAUCACUAUGUUUUUAAUUAUAAUUUCUUUAAAUAUUUAACGCUGAUAUUUGUUCAUGUUACGGUUGCAGUGAACUAUUUUUUAACAAUCUUGCUAGGUUUGUAUGUUCGUGUAUCUAUGAAGAUUAUGUAUAUUUGCGUAUUUAUCGUAUAUAUCCAUCUUGACUUUAUACCUGCAGCAUCUCUUAACAUUAUUUGGUCAAUAAAUAUUGGGCUGGUGUA